GACUAGUGUGAUGUUAGCGAUUUUUUCUCGCUGAUUUUUGAAUUUCUUUGGCAUUUCUUUGGAAUAACUCAGAACAUGAAUCAAGUUAACUGAAAAUAUUGUACAGUUUUCUAUCAACAGCUAACAAUUACUGCACCAUGGAUACUGAUCAAAUUAAUUCACUUGAGAAUGCUGGCCAAGAAGAAAUAGAGAAACUGCUUCAAUCACUUGCUACACAGCUGGGGACCUGUAUGACGUUUCCUGAGCUGUCGGCCGCCGGCCGGCGCGAGCGCGUGUGGCGCGCGCUGUUCCGGUGGCUCGAGUCGGAGGAGACGGCGUCGUCCGUGCAGACCGCUGCGCUGGCGCUCCUCAGGAUUCUCACCCGGGAUGAGGACGGCCUGGACCGGGUGGUGACGUCAGAGCGGGUGGACCGACUGAUCGCCCUGGCCGGCCUUCAGACCCAGGAGUGCAUGGAACAAAAGCCCGACAACAACCCCGACUACAAAGUGAUCGAGGAGGCGGCCAAGUGCAUGUGUAACCUGUGCCGCCAAAGCGGCGCGGCGCGCCGACUGGCCGCCGCCAGCGCCGCCUGCCUGCAGGGCCUGACGCUGCGGCUGCGCGCCUUCCGCGAGCCGGAGCUCACCCACGGCGUCAAACUGUACUCGCUCAAACUGCUGUUCCUGCUCUCCACGCUGUGUCCAGAAAUACGGCUGCCGCUGGUGCACGACCACCACGGCCUGACGUACAUGACCGAGGUGCUGGAUAUGCUGCUCAGCACCAGCCUGGCCAGCGCCGCCCCGGACGACGAGAGGGCGCGCGGCGUGGAGCUGGCCUCGGAGAUUCUGAAGGUGGUCUACAGCGUCACCCACUCGCUGGCGUCUCCGGACGAGGAGGACGAGGGACACCUGAUGAGGCUCACAGAGGUGCUGCGAGAGUACCUGGUGCUGUCCAACACCACCGAGGACCUCACCAAUUUCGUGGUGCAGGUUCUGACCACGGUGCCGUCCAACUGUUACCCGGCGCUGCUGGUGCCCGAGGCGCCGGGCGCGCGGCCAGACUCCGGGGACGAUACGGCCGCCCUGGACACGGUACUUCACCUGCUCGGAGUCAAACUGCAACAGACGCAGAAUCUGCCGGCCAGCUGCCAGCGGGAGCAGCUGACGCCCAUCCUGGCCAUGAUGUCCUACUCCAGCAAGGCGUGCCGCGCCAUCCGUCGGUACUUCCGGGCACAGAUCCUGCCGCCGAGGCGGGACGUGCUGACGCGUCCCGAGGAGGGCUCCUCGCUGCGCAGUCAGCUCAUCCGGCUCAUGACCUCUCCCGUCUCCGAGGUCAAGGUUCUGGCGGCCCACCUGCUCUUCGUGCUCUGCAAGGAGGAUGUGGGCCGGUUUGUGAAGUACACGGGCUACGGUAACGCGGCGGGCCUGCUGGCGGCAAGAGGUCUGAUGCUCGGGGGGCCGCGGCCGGCCGGCUACUCGUCCGACUCUGACUCCGAUACGGAGGAGUACGUCCGCUACCAGGACAGCAUGGACCCGGUGACGGGCCGAGUGGAGCCGCCCCGGCCCGACCCGAUGGCCGGCUACUCGGAGGAGCGUAAGAUACACGAGGCUGAGAAACUGGUGACGCUCAUCAACCAGUCCAUCGAUAACGGUCUGAUCCAGCCGUGUCGUGUCGGCGCCGACGGAAAGCCGCACCCCAUCUCGCACGUGCUGGAGCUGCAGGAGGGCGCCGCCGCGGCCGCCACCGGCUCCUCGGCCGGAGCGGCGCGGCCUCAGACAGACAGUGACAGCGAGUAGCCGCGGCGGGCGGCGCACCCUCUGUGAGACCGGCCGGCCGCCGCCGCGGACCGGAUAGACAAUCGGACGGAGCUGCGGCGACCUGCCGCCCACCGUGCACACCUUGCCGGCUCGGCGUCCGCCUCCCGCCCCGUGGAACUGCGGUGUGCGCGUAUCGCGAGCACGUGUAGCAGCGUGUAGGGACCGGACACCUCUGGUGGUCAGGUGUCUAGUGAUUCGGCUGGGACGCUCACGGCACGGUCCACGCCAGACUGACGCUAUGUCCACUGGGCCGGGUGCUAGGUGUGGCUGAUAGCCUGCUGCUACGUGUGUGAUGGAUGAACCUUUGGCGACUGCCCGGACAUUCGGCGACUGCCGCGACUGCCAGUGGAGCCGCCGAACCGCGGGGUGGCUCAGACGCGGCCGCCAGCACCGUCCCGGACCGAUGGCACAGCUCACCUGGCUGCAGCUGCACUCUCCCGCCCGUCACCCUGCCAGACCCCUUCGCUUUCUUCGUGCGGCUUCGUACGGCGCUGCGGGCGGGCACAGUGGCUGCCCCGACUGAGCAGGAAUGUAUAGACUUCCCCGAGAGCGGACGGCCGUCGCUUUGAGACGGCAGGCGAAACCCCUGACUUGAGGGAGGUCGGUCACUGCCCUCUGUAUAUGAUCUCUGGAAUGGUAUGGCCAUGAAUACGUGUAGCGGUAUAUCGGCGUGCAUUGUGUUUAUUAGCAAUUUUACGUGUUUGUGUUGCAUUAAUCGUGUAUUUGUAUGUGUUUUACUAUAGCCGUAUGUGUCGCGCGGGUGCUAUUACGGGUGUAGACUCCAGUGUCCCGGGAGGUGACCGGGACGCCGCGGGGACCCUCCGGUCCCGCCGGGUGCCGGGUUACUGCCCGCGGUAGCUGCUGCGAUUGGAACGGAGGAUGGCUCGGUGGCAGUCGAUUGGACCUGUCGGUGCGGACUGCGGAGUCGUGUGGCACCGGCUACUCGACCUGGCUCCGUGCUUCCCACUACCGGCUUUUUACCCGCCACGGGCGGUAUGUGAUGCGUAAUAAUAAAUAAACGGCCACGUAUA
Molecule: messenger RNA, 2824 nt
Organism: Amphibalanus amphitrite
Lineage: Eukaryota; Metazoa; Arthropoda; Thecostraca; Balanomorpha; Balanidae
Gene: ric8a
Product: synembryn-A-like
Exons: 13
Coding region: 138-1772 (544 amino acids)
Biological process (GO): G protein-coupled receptor signaling pathway
Cellular component (GO): cytoplasm
Molecular function (GO): guanyl-nucleotide exchange factor activity; G-protein alpha-subunit binding
Source: RefSeq, a predicted model, not a curated record